CAGACCUAUGCAGCUACAUGUCCAACUGAUUCUGACAGGUCGCGUGGGAAUGGAGCGCAUGUUUCCCCCAGGCAGUGGGCGUGGUCGUCAUCCUAUAUUAUGGCAGACUGAGCGUCUACCUGACAAACAGGUGCAGUCAACUCGGUGAGCGGUUCGAGCUUCGCCCAGCCACAGGAAUUGGUUGUACAACAUGGGAGGACGGUGCAAACUAGAGGAGCUCGAAGAAAGAGGUUAUGAAACAGCCGACAUUGGGGCAGGGCUCUCUCCUCGGCCAGGGGAAACCGCGGCGGGCUUACCCGAGCCAGACUCACCUGUUCACGGCGGGACUUUCCAGGAUGUGGGCGGUAAACGAAAAGGUGAAAAAUGUUCCAGUUAUGAUGGUGACAAGGUCUACCUUGGGGUCCGUGUCAAAAUGCCAGUAAGGGAUCUACUGAAAAAAAUCCGCAUAGACCAAGGCUGGGAAGAUAAAGACUUGCAGGAGAUAUACAGCAACACAGUCAAAGGAGGCAAGCAACGAGUCAAAACUCGCAGGGGACGCCGAUCCGCCAAGAGAAAAGGCUCCACACAGAGCCUGGAGGAGCUGGCAAUUAUCGUGGAGGUGCUGGAGGAGGACCUCAGGACUGGCAGCAUCUGCCACUCUCCGCCACCUCUUAUGUCCUCUCCAACUGGCUAUAACAGUGAUGAUUCUGAUGAGAUGAUCCCCAGCCCCCAGUCCUACAUGAGCUACUCCCCCCUCCCAAUGGACUACCAGCAGACCUUGUCCCCUGAUGGCGUCAUGCACACCAGCCUCCAGCCUUUCAGCAUGGGAAACUUUGGAAGAAGAGGGGAGUGUGUCGACCCCCAGAACCACGACUGGAACCUGAACAACUCCUCUUACUUCCUGGCUCAGCUUAAGAAAGAGGAAAGCCAGCUCAUGGAUGUCUCAAACGCCGUACUGCUGGCUCCCGAUGAACACGGCAGGACAGCCCUCCAUAAAGUGGUAUGCAUCGGGAAGAGGGCGCUAGGCUACGCUAUCGCAAAGAGGAUGGCUGCGCUCAACAGCCUGGACCUCAAAGACUCUGAUGGAAUGACCGCCCUGCUCCAUGCAGCAAAGCACAACCAGCACCUGAUGGUGGCAGAUCUGAUCUGUCUCGGGGCCAACGUUAAUGAGACCAACAACCUAGGAAAGACCUGCCUGCACCUCAGUGCUGAGAAAGGCUACAUCAGAGUCCUGGAGGUUCUAAAACACACAAUGAUGGAUGGUGUGUAUGUCGACGUCGAAGCCACUGAUUACUACGAAAUGAGCGUCAUCCAGUGCGCUUCUGUGGCUCUGAAGGCCACCGUACGUCAGCUAAAUAGCAGCAUGACCCCGAGUCAAAGCAGACUCCAAAUGCUGCAGCAGGAGCAGAUGAUGGAGACGCUGGAGUGUCUGCUGCAGAUGUGCAGCUACCUUCAUACCAUGGGGAGCCUGAGUUUUCAAUCUCGAAUUGGAUGACUCCCUGGUAGUUCGGCCCGGCAGGGCUUUACGGAGACCCGACAGUAAUGUUCUGAGUUGGUUCAGGCUUGAAUUCAAAUGGAGAGUUUAAUUUCUCUCUAAACUUGAGUUUUGGCCAUUUAGGUAAAGCAUCUGGAGUUUUGUGUGUGGUAAAAAUGCCUGACUUGCAAUCAGGUAUUUUUUGUAACCCGCACAGAAACGUUAGAUUCCCAUAAGUUUGGUUUCUGUGAAACUUCCAUUGUUUGUUACAUUAGAGUAACAAGUUGUCCUCAGUUAGUGUGUCCGUGGAGAUUUAAAUGUACAAUUCUAUGAGAAUAUUUUUUAUUAUGAUAAACAAUUGGCUUUUUUGACCGUCUAAGGGUCAACUAUUGUUUUAUAAGGCUGGGUAGAAAAAGUGCCAUAAAAUAAUGUUUUAUGUAAUAUUGUAAUAUUAAGGGAGCCCUGAACCACAGUUUGUAGUUCAGUGCUGUAUACAGUAUUCCAAAUUGCCUGUGAUUACAUGAACAGGAUUAUUCUCUUGGAAGAACAAGAUAAUUUCUCAUAGAAUUUCCAUGUCAGAUCUUAUAAAGGACGUUUGUACUGAGGACUUUUAAAUAAGUAUUUUAUGGUGAUGGGUAGUAAAUCCACUUUUUAUUUGAGUGUAAUUAGUUGUGGUUCUGUUUAUUCAUUACUUCAUAGCACUUGUUAAGUGUUUGCUACACAUGUAAACUUUACUUUGUCAAAUGUAUUGAUAUGUUGCCUGCUGUGACCAGUUCCUUAAGGAAUAAUGUGUUGUUCCUACUGGGAGGAUGCAGUUUAAUCUCUCUGUGUUCUAUAGAGAAGCAUUCAAAAUGUGUUUAGCCUAGCUAGCUUAGCUCAAAGACAUGACGCAGGGGGAAAUGCAAGGCUAGAAAAAUCAAAAAUGACAAAAAGUACUUAUUGUAUCAUCUGUAUUCAAUACGGGCAGAAUAAAAUAAAACAUUGUGGCCUGACAAAUGGUUCUCUUAAGCAUCAGAGCUAACAAACCUUGCAGCAGUGAUGCAGCAUUUUUUGAAAUCUUGUCAUUAUAGCUGUCAGCUUUCCCCAAAUAAAACAUAGUUGAUUUAUUACUAUACUGGUAGUUAGCCAGCUAGCUAACAAUACACAACAUGUAAAUAAGGCAAUAUUAAGAGUUUCAUAGAAUGAAUAUCGUUCCUUGACUUAUAGCUGGGUCUGUACCUUGCAUUCAGUCUUUGCGCUAAGCUAAGCUAAACAUGUCUGACAAAUGCAUAACCCGCCCCUCUGUCCAUCUGAUUGGCCUACCGUUAUGUCCUUACAGAGAUACAUUUUAAAUAUAUAUAUUUGGUGUUGGGACACUGAUGUAGACCAUUCAAAGCUUUUAGAUAAAUUAGUAUUAGCAUAUUAUAACUUUUUGCAAUGUUUUAGGUGUAAUAAAUUGAUCCUCAGAUUCGUUAAGACAUAUGAGUUUAGUUUGUUAUUAUUUUAAGUGGGUAUCAUAAAUGUUCUUUUCUGGGUUAAACUUAACCCUGAAAUUAAAGCAAAAUUACUCAAGCAAAAUUCCCUGUGUAGACUCUACUGUAUAAGAGGUUCUGUGAUGACCUGAUCUUUAGUCUUCCAUCUGUUUUAACAGUAAAAAAAGAAUAUAGGAGUAUUUUGCCAUGCGAGAUGGUCACAAGUGGUAGACCACAGCUUGUAUGACAUGUAUUGGUUUGGAACAAAACCUUAGUCGUGAACUUAUUUAACCUUGAAUGAAAUGUCUGGGGUUUUUUUUAUGGUGAAAGUGCAAUUCUUAAGUUAUGCUCAUUAUUUUACCUUUUGUAUUUAUCCACCAAGUGAAAAAUGUUUUUUCUCUUUUCAAAGUUGAAAUUGUAUGAAAGGUUUUGGUUAACUGAAAACUUGAGUCAUGUGAUUCUGGUUUAAAAGUUUAUAACCAAUUAUAUCUUGUAUUUGUAUUACUUUAUAAGUCAUGUGAUUGGUGGUGGGCACGAUGUAUGCUGUUUUAACAUGUGCGUUUUCAUCAUUAAAAAACUCAAUAAACUUUUAUUGAACACUG
Trematomus bernacchii (emerald rockcod) is the source of this 3506-nucleotide messenger RNA. RefSeq lists its product as uncharacterized. The transcript has 12 exons. Gene Ontology annotation, cellular component: nucleus. Gene Ontology annotation, molecular function: DNA binding; POU domain binding. Gene Ontology annotation, biological process: regulation of gene expression. Lineage: Eukaryota; Metazoa; Chordata; Actinopteri; Perciformes; Nototheniidae. The record is from RefSeq and is a predicted model, not a curated record. Bases 191 to 1474 code for a protein of 427 amino acids.